UGGAGCCACGGUGCAGCAGGAGAACCGCACCGCGGCACCCAGCGACUGAGCAGGGAACGGACGCCGAAAAGCCGAGGUUACCUUGGUCUAAAUACACGGCCAUGAAAGGGGGUGCUUCACGCUGCCGACCAACUUCAAUAAUGGGACAUUGUAUGGGGGUUUUUCUGUCGGAAUACCGGUUUUUCUUGUGAACUUCAGCCGUGCCGUUUGUGAAGGAACACGUCUGGACUGACAGAACCGAAUGGAUGGAAAACAGCGGGACUAGACUCAUUGUGUAAACCAGACACUUGGGUGAAUAACCACGCAGAAAACUCAACAUUUCCUCACCGAAUGUAGCAGUACUUCACAGAGCCACGUCGCUUUUAAGCCAGUCAAUGUUCUGCCCCGCGACAUUCCAGUAGUGGUGUGUUUUUUUUUAUAAUUGUUUUGCUGCAUAGGGCUGCACUUUGACGGGAAUCAUGGGAGAAGUUCAGGACGUCAAGGAUGCCAAGAAGGUCUUCGUUGCUCCAGCAAUAAAGUCUUUUGAGCACUACGACUUUCCCAGAGCCAAAAUCUGUUGCAGCCUCUCGUGGCUGGUGGCCAAAGCGUACGGGACAGACAGCAUCCCAGCAGAUUUGAAGGACCCCUUUUACACUGACCAGUAUGAACAGGAGCACCUGAAGCCCCCACUGGCCAGCCUCCUGCUCUCUGCAGACCUCUACUGCAGAGCCGGCGACCUUAUCUUAAAAAGCGAUCCCACUAAGCCCCUUCUGGGUCAUGAAGCUGUCAUCCAGGCGUUGGCUGAGCGGGGACUCUACGUCACGGACCAGGAACGCCUGGUCACCGAUCGGGACCUGCGGAAGAGGCCACUGCAAAUGAGCGCCCACUUGGCGAUGAUUGACUCUCUGAUGAUGGCGUACACUAUGGAGGUGGUGAGUGCGGAGAAAGUGAUGGACAGCAUUCGCCACCUUUCAUCCUCGGACCCUGAAGAAGAGACCCCGUACGACACAGAGGAUGCUGUUAACACCUGGAUCAAUAAGGUGAACGAGUGUCUGAAGGACGUUGUAGCUCAGGAUCAGAGAAAGAAAGAGGCUCAGAAUGCAGACCCUGCUGGAAGUCCCAGGUCUCCGACCAAGUGGUACAUGAAGCUUGUCCCUGCUCGCUACAGGAAGGAGCAGAGCACGACCCAGUUGGCUCCAUGGAUCCCUCCAGUGGACAACUUGCUGAAGGAUACCACAGAUGGAUCUGCUCUGGGUGCUCUGCUGCACUUCUAUUGCCCUCAGCUGCUGUCGAUGGAUGAUGUGUGUCUGAAGGAGAGCAUGACCCUGGCUGAUCGUCUCUACAACCUCCAGCUCAUCCAGGACUUCUGCAAAGACAACCUCAACAACUGCUGCCACUUCAGCCUGGAGGACAUGCUUUAUGCAUCGUCCACUAUAAAGAACAACUACCUUGCGUUCAUGGCAGAGCUGUUUUGGUGGUUUGAAGGAGUGAAGCCGUCUUUUGUGAACCCAAGAAGCUUGGACGUUGAGGGAACAGAGCCCUCACCUGUGUUGAAGAACAUGCCUGUCAUCGCAAUUUCCAAAGCAACUAAACGGAGCUUCUCGGAACGACCUCCCAGUCCUGAAAGGCCCAGCUUACCACUGAGACCUCAGCCUCGAAACUCAGGAGAGAUCAAGAGGUCAACAUCCAUGUCCUUUGUUGAUGGUAAUCUGGGUACCUGGCCCAAAGAGAAACGGUCUGGACCAUACGGAGUGUCCUUUGAUAUUCCCUUUGACAAAGAGGAUGCCGCCCCUGCCCACCACUUCUCCACACGUGGUAUGGUCAAGUCCGUCAGCACGGACGAUGGUUCCGGUUUCAAAGUCCACCACCUGCCGCGUGGAAUGAAGCGCAAUCUGUCCUUCCAGCCAGUCAACGGCAAAAGUGUCGGCAUCGAUGAGGAGGGUUGUCCAGACAGCCUGGCUGGUCUGGAGCCAGACAGGAGAGCUUUCCCUAAUGGACAUGGAAACCUUACAUCCAGAACCCCAUCCAUGGAAGAGGCACUUCAGAUCAUCCAUAGUCCGAGCCGCCCCCCAGUGGAAGGGAUCAACAAUGGUUUCUACCUUCACACUCAAAGUCCUGGAGCAGCUGCACUUGAUACAGUGUCAGAGUCUGGCGCUAUGAGCGCCACCGACACCACUGAAAUGGACACUGGCAUUCACAUCCACACUGAUGACCUGCUGGAUGAGGAUUCCUCUCUGAGGGACUCGGUUAACAUGGACCUGGACAUGGACACUCCAAGUCCAUGUCCAAGCAGUCAGGGUAAAUCCCCCUCUGCUGUUAAGAUGACCAGUUUUGCCGAACAGAAGAUGAGGAAGCUGACUCCGACAGCACCAGAUUCUGGGCGGGGCAGCUCCCUAAAGACCACUCCCGACGGUUCUGAGUUUGGACUUCCCCUUUCUGUUUCCUGGGCCCCAACUCCUGAGCAUAGUCCAGUACAUCAACAAGAAAAGCCUGCUCCGAAGGUCUCGCCGGCUCCAGUCCAACUUCCCAAAGACGACCCAGCUCAAGCGAUGGCGACAGAGAUGGUUCACCUGAGGAUGAGGCUGGAGGAGAAACGAAAAGCCAUCGAAGCACAAAAGAAGAAGGUGGAGGCCGCGUUCACGAGGCACCGGCAGAAGAUGGGCCACUCUGCGUUUCUUAACGUAGUGAAGAGGAAAGGUGAUGGAGCGGCCAGUGGAGCUGAGGAAGGGGAGAAAACACUCGGUGAUGGCAGGGCGGCCAGCACGAGCCCCACCUUUAAGUUUGGAAGAAAAGCAGACACGCCUGAUGGGGCAGAGCAAAGCACUACUAGUUCUUGUUGGCAGAAAUCCUCCUGUGGAGGAGAAGAUGGUGGACAUGUCCACACGCAGAUGACAGAGUUGGAUCUCGCGGAAUAUACGCGCUCUAUUGAGAAACUCAACCACUCGCUAGCUUUUCUCCAGUCAGAGAUGCAGCGACUCUCCCAGCAGCAGGAGGUGAUCAUGGCCAUGAGGGGGCAGCAGCAGGCGUGGGUGGUGCCUUCUUCACAUAGAAACCCAUCACCUCAGAAGUACAACCGCUCCGCUACAAUCUCCAGAUCAUCUGGACCAUCUUCACCUGCCGACUCGCCCCGUUCGACACAUCGCUCGCCGACCAGCAUUAAACGAAAAUCCGCCUCAUUCCAUUCACGCAACCCACGUGCCGUGCGGCCCAACGAGCUCAAGCUGGCACCCUAUAACCGAGUCCUCACUGCCCCACAGUCCGUGGACAGCAUCCCCCGACUGCGUCGUUUUUCACCCUGUCAGCCUCUGGCUAGUUCUUUUGUUUACAUGGGAGAAAAACCAGCCAACCCUGAGUCUGCAGCAUCUGACGGGGAUAUGAACAAAGAGUCAGACCUCCACUUUCCGCCUGAAGGGGAGCUCAGCAGAGUCGCUGACUCUCCUCCCAGCUCCCCAAAGUUUCAGGAGAAGGGUGACAAACAGGGCCAUGAGGAGAUUCGUGUCGUGGAGACUACUGAAAAUCUGGGGGAUGAACACAAACCUACUGAGGCAACGUUCCCUGAAGUACUGUCUCACCCCGUCAUAGAAACCUUCACACUCACCCCCUCAGAGAUCCCGACCCAGCCUGAAGCUCCAGUCAAGAGCAAUUUAAUUGAGGUUCCUUUGUCUGUUGUGAAGCCUCUGGAAGACCUGACACUCGAGGAUGCUUUGGACCCGGAAGUGGGAACCAUGGAAGAUCCGGACGAGGAACAGAAGAUGUGUCGGGGAUUUUUCUUCAAGGAGAACAGCAAAGCAGAGGAGAACAUGGCACAGAAGCGAGCAGCCCUGCUGGAGAAAAGGUUGAGGAGAGAGAAAGAAAGCCAGCAGAGGAAGCUACAGCAGGAAGCAGAGCUUGAGCAGAAGAAGGAGGAGGCUCGGCUGAAGGCAGAAGAAGAGCGCAUCAGGAAGGAGGAGGACAAGGCCAGGAAGGAGUUCAUCAAGCAGGAGUAUCUCAGGAGGAAGCAGCUGAAGCUGAUGGAGGACAUGGACACCGUCAUCAAGCCCAAGCAGAGACGUGGCAGACCCAAGUCCAUGCACCGUGACAGCAUGGAUUCACCCAAAACACCAGUGAGAGCAGCCACAGGUUCACGCCGUGUCUUUUCAGUCUCCAGCUUGUCCCUGGCAUCCCUCAACCUCGGAGACAGCGACAGUGUUCACUCGGACAAAAGAGCACCAAGAAGUGCUAGUUUAACCUCUGGCAGCCUCCUCUGCCUCCUGACUUCCCCUAAACUGAGACGGAGAAGGCCCGAUUCUGCCGACGGCUUCCUCUCACCGAGUCGCUCCAGCAGUAAAAACGGAGAGAAGGAUUGGGAAAACGGAUCGACAACCUCCUCGGUGACGUCCAACACGGAAUACACCGGGCCACGGUUGUACAAGGAGCCCAGCGCCAAAUCCAACAAGCACAUCAUCCAGAACGCCCUGGCCCACUGCUGCCUGGCUGGGAAGGUUAAUGAAGGUCAAAAGAACAAGAUCCUGGAGGAAAUGGAGAAAUCCGAAGCCAACAACUUCUUGGUUCUCUUCCGUGACGCCGGCUGCCAGUUCCGCUCCCUUUACACCUACUACCCCGACACGGAGGAGAUCAACAAGCUGGCCGGGGUGGGCCCCAAAAGCAUCACUCGCAAGAUGAUCGACGGCCUCUACAAGUACAACUCGGAUAGGAAGCAGUUCAGCCAGAUCCCAGCCAAGACCAUGUCGGCCAGCGUGGACGCUGUCACCAUCCACGGACACCUCUGGCAAACCAAGAAGCCUGCUACGCCGAAAAAAGUAGUGCCUGUGCAGCCAUAAAAGAACUUGAUUCGAGUCAACUUGCACUUCACUGUAAAUACAAAUGAGGAUUCCAACACCUGCAUCGUGAUUAGUUCAUUGCAUUUUUAUUUAUUUUUAUUGUUCAUAUGGGGGGAGUUAUCAACUGGAAUGUAUCGCCAAUUAAAAAAAAAAAAAGUUUGUUUAUUGGGGUUUUUAAGGCCAGCCGUGUUUGAGCCAGUUUACAGGGCACGUGUAGAACGUCUCAUAGAAAUGGACCGAAUGAAUGAAAGGACACACUUGUGGGUACACUGAAGCACUGAAUGUUCAUAAUCCAUGUACAGAUUUUACGUUGUUUAUGUGAGGCCUUAUGUUUUAGCGAGCGAGUGAUGAUUGUAAAAGUGUUGGUGAGGCUUUUUAAAAAAAAACGUUUUUCUUUGGAUGAAAUUGUUUGUAGUGGUGUGUGAAAACUACAAAGGGCCAAAAGACAAAUGCAUACAGCUAGUGUUCGCCACACAGGACGUGUGAUCAACAAAGCCGAACGGUUUCAGCUUUUUCAAGGACUCCUUUUUAUGUCAAAGCUAUUUCCUUACUUUUGUAAAUUGGCCAGUGUUUCCUCUCUUACAUGUUGCAUUGUUUUGCUGUGGAGUCCAAUUUCUUGCCCCAAAUGUGUAUUUCAGGUCCAUAAUAUUAGGGUUGGAAUACAUGCCUACAUACACCUAAAACAACUCAAGGAGCCUGAAAAUACCAACACGGUGCUAAAGGCAGCAUAAUAAAACAGUAAUAAACACUAGACAGCAAAUGGAAGACAUCAAGUGACUUGUAUUAAAUGUUGAAUCCUAUGUUUCAGAACUUCUUCCCUUGAAGUUUCUUCAAAUCCAUCUUUCUGUUUCCAAUUUUCAAAUAAAUGUAGAGAGAUAUUGUAGUUAGUGACUGUCUUUUGAGGCUUCACGAAUCUGUGUCAGGCGCUCUCUGCGCUAAAUUAUUUGGAUUUAAAUAACUAUUUCAAGUACACCUCGCAUCAUUUUUAAACUGAGGGCGCCACCUACCGCGCUCUGCAAAUGAAGACACUGUUUGAUGAAGCCUCAUCAACUCUUCUGUCACUUUAAAUAAUAAUUAUUUUUGUUCAGUUUCUGUAUGUUUCUAGCAGGGCAGAUUGGACUCUGCUUUGCUGCAUACGGGUAGAGAGGACAUUAAUACCCUGGCCACAUUUGCAGUGUAGCUUGAGUACCUUUGCGUGCAUGUGUCAUAUUAUCGCGACCUGAUGUUCCUGAACAUGACCUUUUGAACUUUCCGCUUUAACUUGAAGUAAUGACUGUAGGAAUACUGUACAGCGUGUUCGUGUGAGCUCAUGGUUAUUCACUAAGAUGUUGCUGAGACGCUGUGCUGUCACACAACAUGAUGCUUGGACGCGGUCUUUUAUUUUGGUUCAUGCAUCAAAUAAAAGUCAGCAUGGCCUCAGCAUAUCACGGUGGUUUUCAUUGUGCUGGAACAAGUCUUGUUUUCAGGGCUCAGUCGGUGGCACUUCUGCUUUGGAAACGAUGUGAGGUUUCAUUAAAUGUUGUUGAAGAGAUUUCAAUGCUGGUGGGCGCCUGAAACGAUUCAAAUUCAAACCUGGCGACCCACCGCACUGAAUCACAGUCGCAAUAUUGUCAAAAUAAAAGGCAACUCCCCAAAU
Messenger RNA from Synchiropus splendidus (mandarinfish), 6435 nucleotides. RefSeq names its product calmodulin regulated spectrin-associated protein family, member 2a (gene camsap2a). NCBI's taxonomy places the organism in Eukaryota, Metazoa, Chordata, Actinopteri, Syngnathiformes, Callionymidae. The transcript has 19 exons. Bases 459 to 4799 code for a protein of 1446 amino acids. The record is from RefSeq and is a predicted model, not a curated record. Gene Ontology annotation, cellular component: microtubule minus-end. Gene Ontology annotation, molecular function: calmodulin binding; microtubule minus-end binding; spectrin binding. Gene Ontology annotation, biological process: cytoplasmic microtubule organization; negative regulation of microtubule depolymerization; neuron projection development.